AUGAAGCAAGAAGAGCAUAAAAAUGUUUCUACUCUGAGUAGUCGCCAUAAUGAGAUUCUAAAAGAGAAGAAAGUUCAUUGGCAUUCUCAAGAAUAUACAGAUGAGUAGCGAAUUCCUGUAGAUAAAUGCGAAUUGUCUCCAGAAUUGAUCAACGAUAAAGAAAAAAUUAACAAUAAAAUAGAUUCAAUAAAUACUAAAAUAAAUGAAUGUAUAAAGUUACAGCAGCAAUCUUGGAAAUUUACAACCUUUGAAGCAAAUCAAUUUUUGAAAAACACAAACGAUAUGAUUCAAAGAUAUCUGAGUUUUCUUUAGAUAGUAUAAGAUUUCUAUGAUAAUCAUCCUGAAAUUGCAAAACUGUUAAAUGAGAAUAUAAAUCUGAAAAAAGAUUAAGAUUAUUUUGGGGACUUGCUAAAUAAAUACUAGUAGCAAGCAGAUCUUUGGUACGAUAAAUUAAAAUAUAAUCUCACAUAUAGAAACGAGCUAUAGGAUAAUUUAAAAUCUAAAAAAAAGAAAGCUAGUUAAUUGUUAAUAUCUAAAAUUAACUUAGAAAGAAUUUUAAAUUCUAAAAAAUAUUUUUUGAAGAAUGAAGGAUAAGAAAAAAGUUUAAGAAGAGGUAGGAGUAAUUAUUCUUAAAAUGGGAAUGAAAAUUCUUUAUCUAUUCUUCAUCGUUCUUUGUCAAGCAAGAAGAAAAAUUUGAAUCUCUCAAGUAUUAUUACAUCAACGAAUGCUUCUUAAAAUAAAUUAAGUGUAAAUGAUUCUAUACUAGGAGGCUGCAUAUUUCCUAGUAUUACUCCAAAAGCUGUAAAUAAUAAAAUUAAAAGCUCAUUUAUUUUAGACAGGUCUUUAAAAAAGUAAAGAAGCUAAAGUAAAUAACCUAAUAGUCCUUAAUAAUUGUAAAAUGAUAAGACCUUCUUAACUUUGAGUUAAAAUGGUAAAAUAAAUAGUGAGAAUAAUUUUAAUAAAUAUUUAAAUGUCUAAAUGGAUAAGAAAUUCUUAUAAGUAAAUAAUGGUGUAUUAUAAAACCAAGCAGUAGAUACCUAUAAAAAUAUUUGUAAAACUGAAAUGGAUGUAUCUCCAAUUGUAAAGAGUGCUAAAAAAUAAUUAGAAACUUUAGAAAAAGUAUUUAAAAUUCCAAAACCAAAUGGAGAAUACGCUCUAAGCUCAUACAAUAACUUAUCAUAUUUGAGAGAUAAAAGAAAGGAAAUGAAAUAAAGAUUAUUAUAAAAUAAAUCUUAAAUUAAUCAAUCUUUGUCUUCUCUUAUUAACCAAUCAAAGUUUGAAGAAUUGAGUAAAUCUGAACUUAUUUAGCAAAAUAAGAAUAGUAGAUACUAUAAAUAAGCUACAUGCGAUCAAGAUUCAAUUUACAAACUAAAUAAAGUGAGCACAAGUUCUAUGAAUACUUAUCAAAACACGUAAGAAAAAGCCCUUAGAAUAAAUGAUAAUUCUGUUUCUUUUAUAGAUUAAAGUGAUAUCAAAAGUACGAUUGUUUUGAAUGAAAACGAAGAUUUGAAUCAGUAGUAUUAUCAAGAAAUUAACGUUAUAAAUGGCUAAAUUAAACAAUAAAAAGAAGAAAUUAAAUAAAAGUAUAAAUAAUAUUUAGAAAAGUCAAGAUAGUUUUACAGGAUAGAAUAUUUUUUUUAAGAAUGUUUAGAAUGCUCUGAAAAGAAUAUGAUGAAAAAAAUAGAAAAUUUGUAAUUGAAUGGAUUUGAAUUAAACAAUGAUAUGGAGAAUCUCUUAGACAUUUUAGAUAAAUAUGAUGACUAAGGAGGUGUGAAAAACAUUUUAAGUAAAUAAGGUUAAAAUAUAUUGAAUUAAUUGCAACCAUAAGAAUUAAAAUACUAGCUUGAUAAUUAAAAAAAUAUGGAAUAUCAAUAAUUUAAAAAUUUAACCACAAAAUAAUUAUUAUUUUCAAUAUGUAGAAGUAGUUAAAUGAAAAUGUUUUUAACGAAAUAUCUUAACUUCAAAAAAACUCAGACAAAUAGCUUAGUAAACGAAAUCAAAAAGUUAAUGAAUCAGUAUUAAGAUUUAAAGUAGUCUAAUAAAACUAAAUAUAUUCAAAGCAACUUCCUCUAAUAGAAUAGUUUUAAUUUAUAGAAAAUAGAAUCAAAUUAAGAAUUAAGUAUUCAGUAUAAAAAUUGA
Molecule: messenger RNA, 2139 nt
Organism: Tetrahymena thermophila SB210
Lineage: Eukaryota; Ciliophora; Oligohymenophorea; Hymenostomatida; Tetrahymenidae
Exons: 2
Source: RefSeq, a predicted model, not a curated record